Ochlerotatus camptorhynchus is the source of this 1092-nucleotide messenger RNA. RefSeq lists its product as uncharacterized. The coding region runs from base 1 to 1092 and encodes 363 amino acids. The record is from RefSeq and is a predicted model, not a curated record. NCBI's taxonomy places the organism in Eukaryota, Metazoa, Arthropoda, Insecta, Diptera, Culicidae. The transcript has 2 exons.
AUGCAGCUACUCAAGUCCGAGGCCGACGACAUAAUCACCUAUGGCGGAAAAGUCAACAGGGCAUGUGAAGAGUUCGAGUUCCAGAAUUUGAAGAUUGAUCACUUCAAGUGCUUGAUUUUUGUCUGUGGUCUCAAAGCACCACGCUACGCGGACAUUCGAGCAAGGCUUCUAUCCCGGAUUGAAGGUGAAACGGCUGAUGCUCCGGUGACAAUUCAAACUCUGAUCGCCGAGUUCCAGCGGCUCGUCAACAUCAAGUCGGACACUACGAUGAACGAACAUCCAUCAAGUUCGAAGAAUUCGGUCCAUAGCAUUUCGGAGAAGAAACCCGGAAACCAGCAUCGUCCACUGAAAACGGAAAGCAAGUCCACUCCUCGUACUCCAUGCUGGCAGUGUGGUCAAAUGCACUACGUCCGCUACUGUAGCUGCAUCAAGAAGUCUUCAAGCGACUCUUCAACUCAACCUCGAGAGAAGAAGCAGUUCCAGAAGAAGGCCAGUCCCAGAUCUCAAGCCAAGGGAAUAUUCGUGAAGCACAUCGCAAACAGUAACCGAAAACGCAAAUAUGUGACCAUCAACAUCAACGGUGUCAUGACUUCGCUACAACUGGAUUCUGCAAGUGAUAUCACGGUGAUUUCCAAGAAAACUUGGCAGCAACUGAGACGACCAAAGCUAACUCCAUCAUCAAUCGAAGCCUCCAACGCAUCUGGUGAACCACUCGCUCUCAUCGGAGAAUUCCAUUGUGAAGCAGUCCUCAAUGACAUGGUCAAGCGUGGUCAGUGUUUCGUAACGUCAUCACCAGAUCUCAACGUAAUGGGUAUUGAUUGGAUCGACAUGUUCAACCUGUGGUCGUUUCCGUUCGAUACUCUCUGUUGGGCACAGCCAACAGACACGAACGAACACGAUUUUUCUUGUUGGCUCACUGCCAACGAGAUCGACGGACAGACUGAUUGUUGGCCACUGCCAACGAUGAACACGAACUAUGCUUCGUUGACCCACUGUCAACGACAAGCGAUGGAACGGAUUGCUGCUCCCGGAACGGAGUGGGCACUAGUUCUGCUGGUGAAGCCACUUACCACACGAUAUCGGAAGUUCUGA